Messenger RNA from Anneissia japonica, 2459 nucleotides. RefSeq names its product adhesion G protein-coupled receptor L2-like. Bases 64 to 2187 code for a protein of 707 amino acids. The record is from RefSeq and is a predicted model, not a curated record. Gene Ontology annotation, biological process: cell surface receptor signaling pathway; adenylate cyclase-activating G protein-coupled receptor signaling pathway. NCBI's taxonomy places the organism in Eukaryota, Metazoa, Echinodermata, Crinoidea, Comatulida, Comatulidae. Gene Ontology annotation, cellular component: membrane. Gene Ontology annotation, molecular function: G protein-coupled receptor activity. The transcript has 19 exons.
AUCAAAAGCAUAGGCUCAUGAAUUUAGAUAAAAAGUUAAACUAGUUUUUGUUGUGAAGUCAGCAUGGAAAUAGUGUGGAAAUAUAUAAGUCUAGUUGUUAUAUAUUCUGCUACUAUGCAUCAUGUUUGCACUGAAAAUUCCUCACAUCUGGAUCGUUUCGCCUUUUAUCCUGAAAUUGUUAUUAUGGGUACUGGCAACAACAUUUUACAAGACGCAAGUGUAGAAAGCUGUGUUGCUGAGUGUCUACAACAAGAAGCAUUUAAUUGUCGAUCAUUUGUCUACAUCCCAAUAUAUUCAUUUUGCUUUCUUAACGAGGGAUACUCAGCCUCAAUGCUAGUUUCUAUGUCCAACGGUGUAUAUUUAUACGAAAGGAUUGACAUAGAACCUGUGUCUUUAUUUGAGCUCGUGCCAAACUCUGCGUUGCCUGAUCAGAACGUGAGAGAAUAUAAUAACGCUUUAAUACAGAGAUGCGCAAAACUUUGUCUGGAUUCAGCCUCAUUCUACUGUGUCUCUUUUGAAUUUCAACGUUUUACUUUUCAAUGUUGGUUAAGCAGUGUCUACCGUAAAACAGCAAAUCCCCCUCUUAAAAGUGAUUACGUAAACAACCCUUAUGACUACUACGAACUGAAAACAAUAGCUUCUGCCUCUACUACUGAUGAUAAUCUUAGAUCAACGCAGGUGAUGACUCAAGGUACGGCUUCUAUUACUGAUGAUAAUCUUAGAUCAACGCAGGUGAUGACUCAAGGUACGGCUUCUAUUACUGAUGAUAAUCUUAGAUCAACGCAGGUGAUGACUCAAGAUACUGUUUCUAUAACUGAUGAUAAUCUUAGAUCAUCGCAGGUGAUGACUCAAGUGUCCGAAUUAAAGUUUACAGUUGGUAUAACUUUCGUGGUAGAAUCACCGGAAGUAUUCGAGGUUCCUCUGACAUCUGACCCGAAUAGCGUCACAUUCUCGACAUCAGUUGUUGAUCCACUGGAAGAAGACGGACCAUUCAAAGUGGUUGCAAGUGUAAAGUUUGACUAUGAUGAUCAACUGGAAACUGUCAAUUGGAACAAGUUGCCGAGAGUGUCCGAAGUCGUGACCAUUAAUAUAUAUGACAGGAAUCAGAAUGAAAUAAGUAUCGGUUGUAAGAUCCACUUCCCAAUUAUUAAGGACGUAACUGCAGAAAAUACUUCGAAUGCGAAUCGCAUCCCAGCAUGUCACUACAAACAAGAUAUAAAUGACACGUCAGCAUUGUGGUCAUCGAAUGGUUGUGUGACAGAUUAUGCCAUCGACUAUAUGGUUAGCGGAGUGACGUGCAUAUGUACUCACCUGACGUCGUUUGUCAUUCUGAUGAAACCCAAUCAGAUAAAUAACGGGACUUUGUCCGUGCUUACGACCGUUGGAGUUUCAAUUUCGAAUGUUUUUCUUAUCACUACCCUCGUUACCAUUUGUGGUUUGAAAGGCUUGAGGAACUUAGGCCGGUACAAAAUCUUGCGUCAUUUGGUCAUCGCCUUACUCUGUGUCAAUUUCUUCUUUUUGCUCCUGGAAGCUGAUGUGAAGAAUACGAUCGCAUGCGGUUUUCUGGCUGGAUGCUUACAUUACAGUCUUUUGGUAGCUUUCUCUUGGAUGUUGAUAAUGUCAACAGAUGUAUACAUGAAGAUCAAACAUCCGUUUGCUGAUCAUGAGAGGCGCUUCUUGUACAGUCGAUACAUUGGUUGGAUUGGACCUUUCACUAUCGUUGGGACAACUGUUGGUAUAACACGAGGAAACUACGCAUCUAAUGAAUGCUGGUUGGAGUCUAGAUCUGGUGCCAUAUGGGCGUUCGUUUCUCCCUUGUGCCUCACCAUUCUGAUUGUCCUCGUAGAGUUAAUGGUUGUUGGUUAUAUAGCUUUCAAGAAAUCUCAACUACCGAACCAAACUGGACGAGAAAUAGAAAAUCUCAAACGAAUCAGAACUAUGUUUAUUGGUAUACUGCUCCUUACACCAGCAGUUGGAAUUUCGUGGAUUUUCGGUGUCAUCAUUGUCUUUUGUGAUUGGGAAGUGUUGAAGUACAUAUAUGUUAUCUUCAACUCCAUGCAAGGAUUCUUUAUCUGGCUGUCACAGUGCGCCUUCAGUAAAGAGGUACGAGAGGCACUGAUAAAGAAGUUCAGCCAUCGAAUAAGUCAAGAUAGUACCACCAUGGAGCUUCGUGACAGCACCCAGUAGUGUUAUGUCAAGCGCAGCAUUUUUGAUGACAACACAAUGAUGGAGAUUCCAAGACUCAAGUUUAUUAUAUUGCAGUGUUUACUCAUGUAAUUUACAUAAUAAGCAAAAUGGAUACUUGUUAAAUCUAGUGAUUGUGUGCAAUAUGAAGUUUACAAUAUAUUAUGUAUGUUUAUAGCGAAGUACUGUAUAUAUAUUUAGCCGUCUAACGUAACACUUAUACUGUACUUUAACUUAAACUGAUAUAUUUAGUACCGGUAGCAUCUUCUAGGUAU